Messenger RNA from Cololabis saira (Pacific saury), 2677 nucleotides. Its product is annotated as serine/threonine-protein kinase DCLK1-like. Bases 278 to 2449 code for a protein of 723 amino acids. Gene Ontology annotation, biological process: protein phosphorylation; intracellular signal transduction. NCBI's taxonomy places the organism in Eukaryota, Metazoa, Chordata, Actinopteri, Beloniformes, Belonidae. The record is from RefSeq and is a predicted model, not a curated record. Gene Ontology annotation, molecular function: ATP binding; protein kinase activity. The transcript has 18 exons.
GUGUUGGGCUGGAGCAGCUCAGAGGGGGCAGCACCAGCAGCACCAGCAGCACCAGCAGCACCAGCAGCACCAGCAGCACCAGCAACACCAGCAGCACCAGCAACACCAGCAGCCAGGCUGACCAGGCUGACACCACUCCACUCCGCUCAAGUUGCUCCUCACAUCUGCGGGGAGCUGCACAUCUGCCAGGCUGGAGGUGGAGGUGACCGUCACCGAGGCGCUGACUGCUCGCCUGGACAGCACCGCCGUGCUCCAGCGCCUCGGCGGAGGGACGGAGAUGGAGAUGGAGCAUUUCGACGAGCGGGACAAGGCUGAGCGGCACGGCCGCUCCGGGGCGCGCCUGAACGGGCUGGCCAGCCCGACGCACAGCGCGCACUGCAGCCUGUACCGGACGCGCACCCUGAAGACGCUGAGCGCGGAAAAGAAAGCCAAGAAGGUCCGCUUCUACCGCAACGGAGACCGCUACUUCAACGGCAUCGUGUACGCCAUCUCCGCGGACCGGUUCCGCAGCUUCGACGCGCUGCUGGCCGACCUGACCCGCUCCCUGUCCGACAACGUGAACCUGCCGCAGGGCGUGCGGGCCAUCUACACGCUGGACGGCUCCAAGAAGGUGGCGAGCACCGAGCAGCUGGUGGAGGGUGAAAGCUACGUGUGCAGCUCAACUGAGGCCUACAAAAAGCUGGAUUACGCAAAGAACGUAAACCCCAACUGGUCUGUAAAUGUGAAGGCAUCAGCAGCGGCGUCCCGCGGCCCUCCUUCCCUGAGCAGCGUCAAGGCCAAUAUCCUGGAGAUGCGUGAAAACAAAGACUUCAUCCGUCCGAAGCUAGUGACAGUGGUGCGCAGUGGGGUGAAGCCUCGCAGAGCUGUGAGGAUCCUGCUCAACAAGAAAACAGCCCACUCCUACGAGCAGGUGCUGACAGACAUCACCGACGCCAUCAAACUGGACUCCGGGGUGGUCAAGAAGAUCUACACUUUGGAGGGCAAGAUGGUGGCGUGUCUACAGGACUUCUUUGGCGAUGAGGACAUUUUUGUGGCCUGUGGACCGGAGAAGUUCCGCUACCAAGAUGACUUGAUGCUGGAUGAAAGUGAGUGCCGUAUGAUGAAGUCAGUGACCUAUGGAAAGAUGUCGGCCUCACUGAACCGAUUCUCCCCCAAGGCUAUUAUCCAAUCACGUCGCAGCAAGUCGCCAGCAUCUGUGAAUGGGACACCGGCCAGUCAGCAGUCCACUCCUCACUCGGGGAAAUCUCCCAGUCCCUCCCCGGCCAGCCCCGGCAGCCUCAGACGCCGGGAGUCCCAGGGUUCUUCCAGCUCUCUGUCUUCCGCUCCAGUUCCCAGCCCCGUGGAUGAUGGGGACCGACUCGUCACGGAGGCCGAGGUUCUGGUGGACGAGGUUCCAGCGGUGCCAUCCUACAUCUCAGACCGCUACAAGGUGGGCCGGAUUUUAGGCGAUGGGAACUUUGCUGUGGUCCGGGAAUGUGUGGAGCUCUCCACGGGACGGGAGUACGCUCUGAAGAUCAUCAACAAGGGCAAGUGCAGAGGCAAGGAGCACAUGAUCCAGAAUGAGGUCGCCAUCCUGCGCCGGGUCAAACAUCCAAAUAUCGUCUUACUCAUCGAGGAGGUGGACACUUACAACGAGCUUUACCUGCUCAUGGAGCUGGUCAAGGGGGGGGAUCUGUUCGACGCCAUCACCUCCACCAACAGAUACACGGAGAGAGACGCCAGCGGCAUGCUCUACAAUCUGGCCAACGCCAUCAAAUACCUCCACAGCCUCAAUAUUGUGCACAGAGACAUCAAACCAGAAAACCUGCUGGUGUAUGAACAUGCAGAUGGCAGCAAAAGCCUGAAACUGGGAGACUUCGGGUUGGCGACGGUGGUUGACGGACCCCUCUACACGGUCUGUGGGACCCCAACAUAUGUAGCACCUGAAAUCAUUGCUGAAACAGGGUAUGGCCUUAAGGUAGACAUCUGGGCAGCUGGAGUCAUCACGUACAUCCUACUGUGUGGUUUCCCACCAUUUAGAGGGAGCAGUGACGACCAAGAAGCACUUUUUGAUCAGAUACUAAUGGGACAGUUAGAGUUUCCUCUACCGUACUGGGACAACGUGUCAGAGACUGCCAAGGAGUUGAUUCGAUCCAUGUUAGAGGUGGAGGUGGACCAGAGGUACACUGCCCUGCAGGUGCUGGAGCACCCAUGGGUCACUGAUGAAGGUCUAUGUGAGAAUGAACUCCAGCUGUCAGUUGCAGGGAAGAUAAAGAAGCACUUCAACACCAGUCCGAGGGGCAACGACACCACUGCAGGAGUGUCAGUCAUUUCUCUGGAUGACAGCUUUUCUAUGCAGAGAUCUGGGUCGUUGGAUUUCUACCAGCACCCGGCCAUGUACUGGAUAAGAAAAUGGUCCUGCACGUGUUUGGCCCCCCCUCUUGAUAAGGAGGGGCAGGUUCUCGGAUGAGGACGCCACCCGGAUGUGAAGCCGGCAUCCUUGCAGACGAUCCAGACUGUGAAUACAAAAAUCACAACAAACCCACGACGCGCGGAGCCUCCCGGUUGCCUCCCCGGCCUGCCCCACGCCCCCCCCCAACCCUGACGCUUGCUCUGACACCUCCCCAGACCGCAGACCUCCGUCCGACUCCAAUGACAUCUCCAUCAGCUCAGCAAGCACCAUCACCUUCUAGGGAGC